CGCACUGUGCGCUCCAAUGGAGCCCGCCGGGGCAGAGAAAAGCACACAGUCCGCGCUGUUAUUGCCGGUAGCUGGGUAGCGAGCAACCAGCCCGGCGGGGACGCACGGCCAAUGGCGGAGCGGGCGCCGCUACAAAGAGGCCGGGCGGCGGCGGAGCAGCCUCGGCGGCCGUGCCAUGGCGGAGGAGGAGGGGCGGAGCGCUGCGCGUUGGGUGCUGGAGCUGCAGGAGCGGCUGCGCUGUGCGCGGGAGCCUGUGGAGAUUAUAAAAACACUUAAGGUACUACAAGGUUUGGAUUUAUCACUGGAUAUUUUAGUGGAAACUGGCAUAGACAAAACAGUUAACAGUUUUAAGGAACAUGACACUGCUGGGAGUGUAGCUAAAAGUCUGUUAAAAGAAUGGAAAAAGCUUAUUUCUCCAGAAAGUAAAAGUGAUCACAGGGGAAGAAAAAAGGAUGAAAAUGGAAAAUGUGAGAUGAGAUCUUCUGUUUCCAAGGAAAUUAAGUCUUCAGAGAAUCCUGAAACAUCUGUACUGGCCUUUAGAAGUUCUAGUAGUGCUCCCAUUUCUACAAAGUUGAAUAAGAAGCGUAUGUGUAGUGAAAAGACCCAUCAAAGUACAAAUUCUGAGUCUCCAAAAGAAUGUGAUAAAGAAUGUAGCAGCAGUGGUUCUAACCAUGCUUCCCAGGGUUCCAAUUCUCAGGCUAAAGAAAGUGAGUUCAAAGAGAGCAAGAAAAUUUCAGAAAAGCAGCAUUCCUCUGCAGCCAAUGAAGGCUUAUUACCCCUGAAGGAAAAGCCUAGUAAGGAUGCUUCCAAACGAAGAAAUCCUAAACAUAAAAAGAAACCAAAACAAAAUCUUUUCAUGAAAGACCAAGCCAAAUCAUCUAGUGAGGAGGAAUUUGAACCCCCUACUAUGUCUUUUGAAUCUUAUCUUACUUAUGAUGAGGUUACCAACAAAAGAAAGAGAAAGGCUUGUUCUACAGGUGCGCGGCCAAAAAAGUGCCCUGAACAGAAGUACAGCUCAUUACCACAAAAGACUUCAAAACUUUCUCAGGAAAAGGAGGGAGUUGAAUAUGUCAAAAAAUGUGGGAGUGAUCAAUCAGAAACUCCCAGUAAAAAGGCCAAAGUGGCAUCUCUCCAAGAGCUUCUUAAUACUCCACUACCUAAAAUUCUGCCAGGUAUCUCAGAAUCAUCUCUCCUGUGUGCUGCAGACUUUACAGCAUCUGCAGCACCUGUUGUAGAGGCACCCCAGCAAGUCAGUGAGAUAGUUCAAUUCACAGGACAGAGACUGAACUCUAAAAUGCAGGUUUACUCUGGCUCUAAGGCAGUCUGCCUUUCGAAGAUGCUUACGCUGCAUGAGCUGUGUGUCCGUGUGCUUCACAACAAUAUUGAGUUGCUACAAGAAGCAAGAGAUGUGCCCUUUGAAAUUCUUGAGCCUGUACUAACACGUUGUACACCAGAGCAGCUGUUUCGAGUAGAGAAAUGUAAUCUGAUGUUUAUAAAAGAGACUGACCACUUGUGGAAGAAACAUUGCCAAAGAGACUUCAAAAAUGAGAGCCUUCCGGAAUAUGAGUCUUGGCGUGAAAUGUACUGGAGUCUGUUUAAUCAGAGAGAAGAAAAACUGAAGAUCCUUACAAAAAGUAUUCUUUCAGCUCAGUCUGAGAAACCAAAAGGCAGGCAAGUAAAAUUGGCUUAUGUGAGUGGUGCAGCAAAACCAGCUAGGAACAUUUACCGACAGCAAGAAAUCCAUUGGCCAGCAGGAUCUGUCAUCCAGCUUCAUCCCACAGAAAAGUGCAAAACAGGAAAUCCGGAAAUAAGAGACAGAAAUAACACAUUAUCAAAUCUGUUACUUGCUGGCAACAGUAGAAGUUCUAGCUCAGGUGUUGUGAUUCAAAAUGGAAAGAAGCCUACCAAAAAAAUAGCACCAAUCAUGAAGAAAACUUUGAAAUCGCUGAGGAGUUGGACAAUGAUCAAAUGAGGCUGUGUAUUUGAAGUUUAUUUGAUGUGACUUUGUGUGUAUUAUGCUACAGUGAAUGGAAGUAAUGUUCAUGUAAGCACUGUUCAAUUUGCUUUAGUUAAAUAGUUCUGAAAAAUUGCAUGGGUGAAUAAUUAGCAAUAAAUACUGAAACCUGCAA
Messenger RNA from Parus major (Great Tit), 2129 nucleotides. Its product is annotated as elongin-A-like. Gene Ontology annotation, biological process: transcription elongation by RNA polymerase II. Gene Ontology annotation, cellular component: nucleus; elongin complex. Lineage: Eukaryota; Metazoa; Chordata; Aves; Passeriformes; Paridae. Bases 176 to 1972 code for a protein of 598 amino acids. The record is from RefSeq and is a predicted model, not a curated record. The transcript has 11 exons. Gene Ontology annotation, molecular function: protein binding.